UUCAACCUUGGCUUGCCUUCCCCUCCUCCUCCUCUACAAGCUCCCACUCCCCUUCCAGUUCCACUUCCAACCAUGGCCGAAAUCAACCACCGCCGCAAAUCCAAAACCAAGCCUUCAGCCACCACCACCACCACAACCACAACCACCACCAGCGACGACGGCCGACACGACGGCUUCCCUGACGAAUGCGACCCCCAGGUGUGGGCCUCCUUCGACCAGACCUUCCGCCAGGUCCAGUCAGUGCUGGACCGUAACAGAGUGCUGAUUCAACAGGUGAAUGAGAAUCACCAGUCUCGAAUUCCCAGCAACAUGGUGGACAACGUGGCUCUCAUCCAAGAACUCAAUGGGAACAUCUCUAAAGUUGUCUCCAUGUACUCCGAUUUCUCCUCUGACUUCUCCUCUGGGUUCAAUAACCACAAAUCCAGAAAUGGCAAAAGAGGAAGCAGCAACCCAGAUGCUUGACGAAGAAUUCAAGCCACAGAAACGAAGAAAAUAAAAAAUAAAAAAUAAAAAAACAAGAACAUCCGGUCAUCUUCACUUCAGCGCAUUGUUUUCUUUCUGUUUCAUCAGCAUCAUUAUCAUCUGCAUCAUUAUCAUCAUCAUCGGCUAGGAUAAAAGGUGGGCAGUAGGCUGUGUGGAAAUGCGAGAAUGAAGAACUUCUCGCAGGUGGUGCGUGUAUGUGUAUGCUUUGUGGUGGUGUUUUUCUCUCAUUAAAAAUGUGUUUCCUCUUUCAAAUGUAACAGUUAAUGCAUGCUUCCAUCAUCAUCAUCAUCAUCAUCAUUGUCAGA
Cucurbita maxima (winter squash) is the source of this 788-nucleotide messenger RNA. Its product is annotated as protein EARLY FLOWERING 4-like. Lineage: Eukaryota; Viridiplantae; Streptophyta; Magnoliopsida; Cucurbitales; Cucurbitaceae. Gene Ontology annotation, cellular component: nucleus. The coding region runs from base 73 to 462 and encodes 129 amino acids. The transcript has a single exon. Gene Ontology annotation, biological process: entrainment of circadian clock; positive regulation of circadian rhythm. The record is from RefSeq and is a predicted model, not a curated record.